Numida meleagris (helmeted guineafowl) is the source of this 4422-nucleotide messenger RNA. Its product is annotated as vitamin D3 hydroxylase-associated protein. The transcript is spliced from 16 exons. Gene Ontology annotation, molecular function: amidase activity; fatty acid amide hydrolase activity. The coding region runs from base 579 to 2345 and encodes 588 amino acids. Gene Ontology annotation, biological process: fatty acid catabolic process. NCBI's taxonomy places the organism in Eukaryota, Metazoa, Chordata, Aves, Galliformes, Numididae. The record is from RefSeq and is a predicted model, not a curated record.
CCAUAGGAGAGGUUUGUGCCAUCAGUUCUCGGCUCCACAGAAGUUGCUCUCUGAGGAAGAAUGAAUGUUUUCCCUGUCAUGCACCAGCAACCAAAGGUCAAAACUGAACCUCUGGUAAGCAGGGAGGGAGCUGGACUGCUUCCCAUAUGGUAGGGCUGCUUCACCCCAAUGGCAUGGGUGAGUGUAAAGGGGAGGGAGUGAUUAGCACCCCCCCCAUCCCUUAGGUAAGCCUGCUUUCCACAGAGCAGAGGCAUAAGCAGCUACAGCUCACUGUCUUGCACAAACCCAGCAGCAUACCAGUGUCAGAGCCCAGCUCUGCUGCACGUUCGUGCCUCCCGUUUGCAGAGAGAGCCAGACCAGGUUUUCAGUGAGGUCUCACAGCUGCUGGCAGGCACCCACACCGCGAUUGGCAGCGCCGGCUGCUCCCGAAAGGCAUCCGUGGGUGUCUGAGAAGGGAACUCCACCAUGCAUUUUCCUGAUGCAACCGCUCACAGACAGAUCAUAACAAAACUUUGACAGGAAAAGGAGAAGGUGGGAGACCCAAGUGUCUGUAACUGCACCAGACCAGGAGAGAAAUCAUGACCCAGGAGCGACUGUGGCAGGUCCUAGAUCCGUUGUGGGCUGACCCUCGCAUUCUCUCAGCCUUGUUUUGUGGUUCAGCUGCAGCUAUUGUGCUGCUGAAACGGCUGGGUCAUAGGCGGAUCCAGCAGAAGAUGGAAGAAGCAAGAAGAGCACGGGAUCUGGCACUGGAGCGAAUGGAGAAGGCAGCUCGCAGGUUUAAACAAGAGAACCCAGGCACCCAGACUGCACACAUCCUCUCACUGACCAUGGUGGAGCUGGUGGAGAAGAUGAAGGAGGGGUCCCUGUCCCCAGAGAGCGUUCUCUACUCCUACAUGGGCAAAGCUCUGGAGGUGAAUCAGGAGGUGAACUGUGUGAUAGACUUCAUCCAUGGCUGUGAGGAUCAGCUCCAGAAAUUGAAGAAGCAGAAGGAGAAGGGGCUGCUCUAUGGCAUUCCUGUUAGCAUCAAGGACCACAUUGACUGCAAGGGCCAUGUCUCCUCUGCUGGGCUGGUGAAGUUUCUGGGCCAAGUGAAGGAAGAAGACAGCGUCAUCGUCCAGGUUCUAAAGAGCCAGGGAGCAAUCCCCUUCGUGAAAACCAACAUCCCACAGACAAUGAUAAACUAUGACUGCAGCAAUCUCAUUUUUGGCCAGACGCUGAACCCCCUCAACCACCAGAAGACCCCCGGGGGCUCCUCAGGAGGGGAAGGAGCUCUGAUUGCAGGGGGUGGCUCCCUCCUGGGCAUCGGCUCUGAUGUAGCUGGCAGCAUCCGCCUGCCAUCCAGCUUCUGUGGGCUGUGUGGGCUCAAACCCACAGGCUUCAGGAUCAGCAAAUUGGGUGUGAUUUCUCCUAUCACAGGAAUGAACUCAGUAAUAGGGAUGCUGGGGCCGAUGGCAAGGGAUGUGGACAGCCUGGCCCUCUGCAUGAAGGCACUGCUCUGCGAGGAGAUGUUCCGGCUGGAUCCUGCUGUGCCCCCGAUCCCCUUUGAUGAGGAGGUUUACACCAGUUCGAAGCCACUUCGUAUUGGAUAUUACGAAGGAGAUGGCUACUUCCAGCCUUUACCCAGCAUGAAACGGGCCGUCCAGCAGACCAGGAAGCUCCUCCAGGAAGCAGGGCAUACAAUUGUUCCCUUUGCACCACCUAAGAUUGACUACGUGGUAGAUGAGCUUUUUACCAGAGGGAUUUUCUCGGAUGGUGCUGCUCACCUGGUGGACUCCUGCAAAGGAGACAUCGUGGAUCCCAAUCUGAAGUCCCAGUUCAAUACUUACAGGCUUCCUGCUUUGGUGAAGAGGAUCCUGGCUAUCAUUUUGAAGCCUAUAUACCCACGAAUUGCUCGGGAUCUCAGUGCUCUCUGUGGAGUGGGGUCUGCCAAAAACCUUUGGGAUCAGCAUGCAGCUGUGGCGGUUUACCGCAAUGAAUUCAUUGCUAAAUGGAGGAAGCAAAGACUGGAUGUGAUUCUUUGUCCUGUACUUGGUCCAGCCUUUAACCACGGCUAUGCUGGGAAGCUAUUUGCUGCAACCUCCUAUACCAACUUGUACAACGUCUUGAACUUCCCUGCUGGAGUGGUGCCUGUCAGCACAGUCACAAGAGCUGAUGAAGAAGAACUGAAGCAUUACCGAGGGCACUACGAGGACCCUUGGGAUAAGAGACUGAAAGAGGCUGUGGAAGGAGCCGUGGGGCUGCCUGUGGCUGUGCAAUGUGUGGCUUUGCCAUGGCAGGAGGAGCUGUGCCUUCGGUUCAUGAAGGAGGUGGAGACCCUUUCCUGUGGCAUGAGGAGAAAUGCAUGAUUUCUUAGGAUCUGCCUUCCUUAUGAUGACCUUCAAUACCCUGCUCUUCACUCCAGUCACCUUCUCCCCAGUGCGGAAAGCAGAUAGCAACCUGCAGACUCCAAAUACCAUUUCAAUAAAAUGGCAAUAAAUGCUGUUUGAAAACAGUUGGUAAAAUCUAUUCUCUGUCCAAACUUCCUCCUUCAUUAAAAUGGGAUAAAACCUGAUCUAGUGCUUGAUCUAGCAGCUGGCAACCCUGCCCACAGCAGGGGGUUGGAACUGGAUGAUCUUUGAGGUCUCUUCCAACCCAAGCCACUCUAUGUUUCUAUGAGAAAACUAAAAGAAAGGCAUGAAAGUUCAUGUUGGACCAAAGGAGUCCAAAAACUAUAGUGAAAUGAUAUUUGGUGUAUAAUAUGAGGCUGAAGAGCUGUUUACCUCUGUAUUUUAUUUCCAGUAGUGGCAGUAGCAGAUGUUUGUGGGAGAGCAUAACCUGGUAGGAUUCUUUCUUUGGCUGUGCCACUAGCUGGCAAAAAAUUGCAGUUAGUCCAUCAGUAACUGGCCAUCAAGAAUUUAAUAACUUGUUCAGCCUUUUCUUGAUCUCUUAUGUUUUCUUGGUCUCCACACCAUCCAAUGGCAGUGAGCUCUGCAGUUUAACUGGGCAGCAAGUAGUGGAAAGCUUUAACUGGGCAGCAAGUAGUGGAAAGCUUUGUUAUCAUUGUUAGUGCGUAUGCUGUCUGAAAUAGUAAAUAAUCUGCCUUCAGUCCUGUUCCUCAUUGUUUCUUCCAGUUAAGCAAUAGGAAAAGAAGGUUGCUAUUUUGUUUGUUUGUUCUUUCAUUGCCUAUAAUCACGUAAGGAAAACCUGAGUUCAAACAUUUCUAUGGCUCAAUUGUGGUACUUCCAGCUUCACUAUGAAAAUAGUGUGCUGUCCUUGACCUGGCCAUUGCACUCAAUGUUUCCAGUUCCUCUUACGUCCAGCACAAUAUCCUGGCUGUAGUCUUUGCUUUGAUUAUUCUCCUGAUAUUAAUAAGGACUUAAAUCCACUAUUUUUUUUUCUCCACUUUGCAACACUUCGUCUUGUCACAAUAUUCGGAGCAUAUAAAACUCUCCAGAAGAACUGGCACCAGCACGACAUACAUUGUUAGGAAAGGUCACUGUCCUCUUACAAUUUCUGACAUAGGUAGGAUUGGCUGGUGUAACAGAAUGUAGCAGAAGAUAUCAGAGACAUGAGGGUUCUCAUGCUCAAGUGAGGAAGUAACUAAAAGAAAAUGUUCAGAAAUAGGUGAAAUUUGCCAAAAAAUUAGGGCUGAUCCAUCUUUCACUCUGAAACAGCUGUUUCAACUCUCCAAGCAUGGUUCCAGUCUGCACUUCUCCCCCCUCUGUCCCCAUUACUGUUCUUCUCCUUUCAUUCAGCUCAUCUGGCUUCCUCCUCUUCUCUGCACACCCAGGAUAUGACACUGAAAAGCAGACUUCUUGCAGUAAACUUUGUACCCAGCCAUGGAGCUGCUGGGAACUACAUCAUUAUUCUCCAUCAUGCUGCUGAAGUGUCUGCGAUCAUUCAUUCAGUAGGGUCAGACCUGUGCAUGAUGGCAUGAUGGAGGCCAUAGGAAAGACAAUGGACUGAAGAACUGACAAAUCUCUGCAUCACCUUGGCCGACGGCAGCUGUGUAGCUGGAGGAGUUGUGAGUAGGAUCCGUACAACCCAUUUACAGUAAUGGGGAGUUUCUGAUAGGCUGUUUUGUUCUGUGAUUGUUGGUAAAUGUUGUUCUGCAACUGCUGAUGGAUUUUGACUGGAAUUAAAGCAUGUGUUUUGAUGAAAAUCUUCUGAUUCCAAUAGAUAUUCCAGGCUGAAAUGAGUCAGUAACUGGAGAGUUCCCAGAAAAUAUUUGUUCAGCCCUCUUGAGUCAAACGGAACAAUUUGAGAGGAGACCAGCCCAUCUCCCUGUGACUUCAGCAGCUUCUGAAAUGUCUUUAAAGUUGUUUCAGAGUGACAUGGUUGACAUAUUUCAUUUUGGAAAAGCACAUCAGAAUGUGUGGAUCCAAAAAUCUUGAAUAUGGGAUGCAGUUCUCAGGGUUAAUUCUUUGUCUUUCUGAUCAAAAU